UCCCUCCCACUCCCUUCUCGUUCUCCCCUUUUUUUCUUCUUCUGCUUUUCUCUUCAGCCCCCCCAAAAAAACCUAUCAAGCAGAUGAUGAACCUGACUAUCAACCUCAAGGAUGAACUACCGAUCGGAACACUCUGGCUGGCCUUCUCGAGAUCAAAACCAAUCAUCCAAGAUGGUCAUCGAUUGGAAAACCUCAGCUGGAGAUUAUGGCAACGAGAACUAAAGCAGAACAACAGAACUCUCAACCUACUCAUCAACUCCAUCAUCUCACUAGACCCACUACAGCCCAUAACCACCUCCGAUCAACAGUCACCCUCAAUCGACAUCACUCCCAGGCCUAACUCACCACCCAGCCAACUACACCCACCACCCAAAAUCAUCAACAUCGCACCCACACCACCCAUCCUAGCCUCACCAGCUAUCACCCCACCCACUAGCUCAAUCAUCACUCAACCAUCACUACCCACAUCAGCCCAUCAGCUUCCUACACUCCACCAACAACUGCUACUCUCUCCCCAGCAACAAGAACAACAACAACAACAACCUCCCUCAGAUUCACCCUCAUCCUCAAGCUACUUCACUCUUCAACAACCAUCUCGACCCUCAAUCGACCAGCACUACAGCAGUGGCUCAAACACCUCCAGCAGCCUCGCUACCUCUCCAUCCAUCCAAGCCCCUCCUGAUAACCAUCUCCACCAGGAUCAUAACAAACACAUCAAACAAACAGUCGAUCGUCCCAAGCAUACUGCACACAACCUUCACCCUCUCCCUCGAAGGGCUACCUCAUCCACCGCCACCUUCAAACACAAACGUCGCCCUCCCGUUCCCACCCGACUUCACUCCCACCAAUCCACUACUCGUUCAGUCAGUCCUCGUCUAGUCCAACCCUACUACUGCCGUAGAUCAUCCUUACCCUCAUCCUCCCCCGAACAAGUCCAAGAGCCCCCCAAGCCUCUCGAUCCAUCACACCCCACCCAGCUCAUCACCUCACCCUCCUCAGUCACCCAUCCUCAUUCAUCCCAAAACCAUCCACCUCAACCGUCGCUCGCCCAUGAUCCUGAUUCUCAGAUAACACUCAGCGCUGGCUAUAACUCUUCAGGCAGCUUGCCCAGCCUAGUCUCUCCAAUCAUACCCGAGACCCCUAAUAACUCACAGGUCUCAGCCCCAUUUCAUGUAGCCGAAGAUGGGAGGAUCCCAGACUCAUUAGCCUCCUCACAUACCACCGGUCGCUCAUCCGCCUUCAUGCCAUCAGCACCUCCACCUACUCCUUCACAGAACGGCGCCCCACUGCCAACUACCAUGUCCGCUGGCCUCAAAAAUAAAUCUAAACUGAUUCAUCAUCGUGGCCCUCUUCUGCCCUCGACUCUCCCUCCCAUCAACACUUCAAACGCCGCUCCAAAGAAGAAGGCCAAGUUCUUCAUCAAAGAGUACGAGGCGGAUGAUGAUAAUAAAACCUUCUCACCUACAUCCUUUCCCGCUCAACCGGCCGUUGCACAAAUAGCUCAAGGUUUUACUGGAACAGCCGUGCAACCCAAUCAAAAUACCCCACCAGUUAUAACUGGUGAGGUCGGUUCAGCAGAGAAACAAGCAGAGAAAAAGGUGGUACAAGUGAAGGUAGAAGAGGAGGAAGAAGAAGAAGAAGGCACGGAUUCGGAUGAAUGGGGAUCCGAGUAUUCAGAUGAUGAAACCAAGGAGGAUGAUUCACGAGCUCAAGAGCAAGAGUUAGAGAAGAAACGGAAGCAGGAGGAGUACCAUCGUCAGUUGUUUGCCAAGAAACAUUUCGUACAACGAAAUCGAUCUCAUGAUGGAUCGGAGGAUCAGCCAGCUCCGAUCCGACGAGCCGGUCUGUCGAUGUUAUUCCAUCCCGAGCUCAACCAUCUUCAACACCAUCCGACUUCCUCAUCCGGAGCAGCACGUCAAGCUGGGGAGCCUCUCGGCGGGCCCUUACGGAAUCAGUCUGCGGUCGAGCUGCGCCGGGCGGGCUCGUCGUCCUCGCGGAAGCCGGGGGAGGGUGAGGGACAGGGCAGGGCGUCGAUCGGAGUGAUUGCCCGACCCUGCUCUCUGAUCAAGUCCAAGUCCUCCGUCGCCGUGCCCGUCCUUGCCGGCCAAGAUCCUCCGGUGAUGGUCCAGCGCUCUCCCUCGAGUCUGUCUGGCAACUCCUCCCUCCGUCAUCGUCCCCCGACCCGGAGAAACAGUGCCGCACCGACCGCCGGUCCUUCGACCACGGCCAACCCUCAGCCGCCCACCCGUAGCUUGCCGCAUCCGGCCCAUCAGAGACAUCCGUCCAGGCUAGGGGGCAAGCCGGAGAACAUAGAGUAUUCGGAAGACUCGGAGUCGAACUCGGAGGAAGGAGAAGGUGGAUCAGGCGGAAGAGACGAGGAGAGAGGCAAGAGAGCAGAGCAGAAACGCGCAGACCAGGAGCGUCGAUUAGGAAGACUAGAGCGCAGGACGGGGACGAAUACGGAGCCGAUAGCGCUCGGAAACAGCGCCCUGUUACUCGCCAACCGGCCCGAACCUGUGGCACCCCCUCUGUCUCCCCGGACAACUCGUAGGAAUAUGCUCGCCAACGAGAUGACAGAGAGUGUGCGUAGAAACUUGCUCUGGGAACGUCAGAUUCAGGGGCUCGCGCUCGGCGUGGUUCCUUCGAGGGUCGAAGUCAAUCGGUCGGAGUCGUUGGCUCUUGGCUUUCGUCACCAUCAACAUGCCUCUAAUCUUCCCAAUUCCUCUACGACUACAUCCACUGUCGAUCCUUCCACCUCUUCUUCUAAUAAUCCCAUCGCUAAUCCUAAUCAGAACCCCAAUAAUAAUAAUAACAAUACGGGCACUACCACAGCUACUACUACGUCUACUGCUGCUGCCGCUGCUGCUACUACUUCUACUCAGUUCAGGAAAACUCAUCUCGCUAGUCUUACAAAUAAUAAUAAAGAAUAUCGUAACUUUUCGAAAGGCUUUCACCGUACCGGAUGGUAAUUGUUUUUCGUUUCCUCUCUUUCAUUCUCAUUACAUACAAUUGAUGAUCAAUCUUCAUCUGGUCAUUUGUAUAUAAUAUGUUCAAUCUCUUAUUCUACUUGAUUUAGUUCUUUAUAUUCUAUCUUUCUUUGGUUUCCUUCUCUUUUCUUUUCUUAUCCUUCUUCUUCCUUCACCAUCGUCAUCGUCAUAAACCAAAAAAGAACAAAAAAAAAUCGCCAUCAUCCUUGUCGUUGUCCGCGUUUCUCACCUCUUUCACCGUUUCUUUCUUUCUUUCUUUUAUUUGUAAUUGUUUUAUUUGUUA
Molecule: messenger RNA, 3270 nt
Organism: Puccinia graminis f. sp. tritici CRL 75-36-700-3
Lineage: Eukaryota; Fungi; Basidiomycota; Pucciniomycetes; Pucciniales; Pucciniaceae
Exons: 4
Coding region: 84-2969 (961 amino acids)
Biological process (GO): negative regulation of transcription by RNA polymerase II; regulation of nitrogen utilization; mitochondria-nucleus signaling pathway
Cellular component (GO): cytoplasm
Source: RefSeq, a predicted model, not a curated record